Messenger RNA from Rhizophagus irregularis DAOM 181602=DAOM 197198, 558 nucleotides. Lineage: Eukaryota; Fungi; Glomeromycota; Glomeromycetes; Glomerales; Glomeraceae. The record is from RefSeq and is a predicted model, not a curated record.
CGUGGAUUAGAAAGUGUUGCAUUAGAUGAAUCACAUGAAAAAUUAUUGAAAAAAGAAUUGGAAACAUUUGUGAAUGAUAAAAGUUUUUAUGAAAGAAUUGGAAUGCCUUAUAGACGUGGUAUUUUAUUAUAUGGUAAACCAGGAACUGGAAAAACUAGUUUAAUAAAUGCCAUUUCUUCCCAAUUAUCUCGUGAUAUUUAUUAUUUAAAUCUUAAAAAUAUUAAGGAUGAUACUGAAUUAAGUGCUGCAUUUAGUGAUGUUCCAGGAAAUCAAAUUAUUGUACUUGAAGAUGUUGACACACAAUCAAAAGUUCUUCAUAGGCAUGGUAAAACAGAUGGUAAACCAGAUGAUAAUAAAGCUAAAAUUGAUAAAUUUGCUGAUUUUAGUUUAUCAACUUUUUUGGGAUGUUUGGAUGGUCAUAUUUUAGCUGAAGGAAAUAUAAUUAUCAUGACAACAAAUCAUGUUGAACAUCUUGAUCCUGCUUGUAUUCGUCCUGGUCGUAUGGACGUGCAACUUAAUCUUGGUUAUUGCACUCACUAUCAAAUUAAAAAAAUGUAU